GGGGGAGGAGGAGGUGGUAACAGGACGGUUUACACUCCGCUCCUCGGCGACCAAACUUUGUCCGAAAAAACACAAAUCAUGCGUCUCCGGGCUGUGAACGUCACUACUUUAUCGCACCAGCAGGAACAGCUCAGUUUGUGAAGACGUCACAUUUAUUCACUCGGAGUUAAUCCUGCGCGCUUGAGGGUUUUAAAUAUCCGCUGCGAUGAGCGCUGCGGAAAACGCAGACACCGACUCCAACAAACUGGAGUCUGUGAUACAGAGGCUGGAGGAGAGUGUGUUGUCUGAGGAGAAGAAGCUGACGGUCCGGGGCCCUUCACCAGACGGCCCCCCCACAUGUCUGCCAGCAAGAGUACGAGAGAUUGUCACAAAGAACCUCAACGAGAACUCAGCCGGGGCCAUGUCCUCCGUCAUGUCGCUGCAGGAGGAGAACCGGGUGCUGCAGGGCGAGCUGGGCCGGCUAGAGGACCUGCUGGCUCACAGCCGAGCCGACCGGGACGAGCUCGCCAUCAAGUACGGUGCAAUCAGUGAGAGGCUGGAGCAGGCGCUGCGUUUCGAGACAGGAGACAACGACCACGAUUCGCCGGACUCUCGCAGCCUGGCGCAGCAGAAUGUGGACUUGCGGCGGCGGCUGGACGAGGAGCAGGCGGCCUACAAGCGUAAACUCACUGCGUACCAGGAGGGUCAGCAGAGGCAGGCACAGCUCGUGCAGAAGUUGCAGGCCAAGGUACUGCAGUACAAAAAGAGAUGUGGGGAUCUGGAGCAGAUGGUGCAGGAGCGCUCGUCAGAGUUGGAGAAACACAGGAGCCACAGUGAAUCCUCAAAUGGUCGGCAUCAAGACGACUCAAGCAGCAGCCUGGAGGAUGCUUUAAUCCGUCUGGAGGAAGAACAGCAGAGGAGCAGCAGUUUGUCUGCGGUGAAUGCCAUGCUGAGAGAGCAGCUGGAGCAGGCUGGGUUGGCCAACGAGGCUCUCAGCCACGACAUCCGCAGGCUUACUGCUGAUUGGACGAAAGCCAGGGAGGAACUGGACCAGAAGGAGUCUGACUGGAGGAGGGAAGAAGAGUCUUUCCACAGUUAUUUCAGUACUGAGCACAGUCGACUGCUGACGCUGUGGAGGCAAGUGGUCGGGUUUCGGAGGCAUGUCUGUGAACUGAAGAGCGCCACAGAAAGGGACUUGUCAGACAUGCGUAACGAGAUGUCUCGGGCGUCCCACUCUGCUCAGGUGUCUUGUGCAGGUCUGUCUUCCACCCUGAACACACGGGAGGGGGGAGCAGCGCUGAACCUGGAGAGAGAGAAAGCUCUGCGGGUUCAGCUGGAGCAGCAGCUGAGAGAACGAGUGUCCGAGAUGAUGAAUCUCCAGACCAGGACAGACACAGAGAGGAGUGAGCUCAACAUCAGGUUAUCAGAGUCAGUGCGAGAGGGGGAGAGACUAAAGGGACAAAUUGAAGAGAGAGACAGAGAAAUUGUUGUACAUAUGAGGAGGCUUGAGGAACAGAGUGGUAACGAUGAGACUGACAUGCAUGUGAUGAGAGCUCACACUGCGACGCUGACAGACACCCUGCGAGACAUCGCUCAGACGGUGUUGUCUGAUGGAGAGUCGUCAUCAGAGGCGGACCAGGACAACUCUGGAGCUCCACUGCUAGCGUUGGUGCGGGGCUUCUCCCCCCACCGCUCCUCCUCUCCCCGCAGGUCGUCCUCCCCCUCUCGACCUUCCUCUCUGGCUCCCCUUUCUGAGGCGGGGCUGUCAGCUCUGUGCUCUGCAGUCGCAAACAAGACACUCCAGCUGCAGGAUGUUCGAGGGCGCCUGCUCUCUGCUCAGUCUUCGGUUCAUCAGUUGCGCAAGCAGCUUUCUGAGACUGAUCUGGCAAAAAAAGAUGGCGAACAGCGCAACCAAGCUCUGCAGAGAGAGAGGGAUGCUGCUCAGAGAGAGAGGGAGACCACACAGAGAGAGAAGGAGCGUCUGAAGCAGGAGAGGGACACGCUGGCCAGUGAGAAGGUGAGCCUGGAGAAGACGGUGCAGACGGCACAGAGCAGCAACCAGAUCCUGCAGAUGGAGUGUGAGAAGCUCCAGCUGAGCGAGGCGUCCACACAGCGAGAGAGAGAUCAUGAGAGGGAGGAGAAGGAGGCCGCCACGCAGGAGAGAGAGCGGGCCAAGGCCGAGACUCAGAGGAUACAAAAGCAGUUGGAUCAGAGUGAGAGUCGGGCCUCCGCUCAGCGUGGGAAGCUGUCUGCAGUGAGCGAGUCUCAACAGCAGGUGGAGGUUGAGCGGCAGCUGCUGCAGCAAGAGAAAGCCCAACUGUCUGAAGCACUGGCUCGGGCUGAGGGCAGUAACGCAGAGCUCUCCCUGCUGAUGAACAAGCUGCAGUCUGAGGACGCAGCUCUCAGAGACUCUCUGGCCAAGAUGGCAAGCAUGAACGAGGGACUGGCUCAGGACAAAACUGACUUAAACAGAUACAUUCUCAAGCUGGAGGAAGAGAAGGCUCUGCUGCAGGCUCAGAAACGGGAGGCGGAGCAGGAGAAGUUGACCAUCAGAGAUGAACUGGUCCGGUUGGAGCAGGACCGGAUGGAGCUGGACUCCGCCCGCAUCAUGCUGCAUCAAUCACUGCAGGAGGCAGAGCUGAGCCGGGGGGGGAUGGAGGCAGAGCUCCAGACUCUCAGGACUGAGAGAUUUAAGCUGCAGGAGAAAGUUACCCAGCUUUGUGGCGAGGUGACCUCUCUGGGAUCAGAGCUGAGUCUGGCCAGAGGCGAGGGCGAGAGGAACGAGGUGGCUUUAGAGGAGGUGGGCCGCGGGCGGGCAGAACUGACCCGAGACAAAGCUGCACUGGUGGUCCAGCUGACGGCGUCCGAGAGAGAAAACACGGUGCUGUCAGAGGAGCUGGCUGCUUUCAGGUCGGAGCGUGAGUCCCUGGAAACCAGCCUGUUCGAGGUGCAGCAGCAGCUCCUUCAGGUGGAGUCUCGCAGAGAGCAGCUGGAGACAGAGAACCAAAACCUUCGAGUUCGCUGUGAGACCGCAGCAGCUGACCUGAAGCGUGUGCGCUCCGAUGGGGAGAAUAUGUCGGUUCAGGCUGAGCGGGAGAAACAGGCUCUGAAGCAGACCCUACAUGCUGCACAGCUGGAGGCCCAGCAGGCUUUACGCAAGGCCAUCUCUGAACACCAGGAGGAGUCGGAGAGACUGGUCUCAGAAAAGGAAGUGGUGCGGCAGAGCCUGCUGAAGGAGCAGGAGGGUGCUCUGAGGAGGCUCAGACAGGAGACGGAGGAGCAGCUCCACAGAGCAGAGAGAGAAAGAGAGGAGCUGCAGGGAGAGCUGAGGAGUCUGCAGCACGACCGAGAUCAGAGCCUGCUGCAGGCAGAGAGCGAGAAACAGCAGGCCCUUUCUCUGAAGGAGGCAGAGAAAAGUGUGUUGUCUGAGAGGACGUCCUCCCUGCAGGCGGAGCUGUCAGUGGCAGGCCUGGAGGUCGAGCGGAUGUCAAGAGAAGCCUCUCUUUCCAAAGAGCAGGACCAGAUUAGAGUCGGGGCUCUCACCAGCGAGCUGCUGGAGAUUCGCUCUCAGCUGGAAGACGCAGCUUCUGUUCAUGAAAGGGAACUCCAGAGUCUGAGGGAGACUUGUGCUGACCUUCAGUCUCGCACUGAUGUGGCUUUCAAAGAGCUGGACCAGUGCAGAGCUUCUCUCGCAGCUAGCCAGGAGAGUCGAGACCAGCUGAGGCGGGACCUGUUGGACAGCGAGCGGCGUUUCAACCAAACUCAGGACGCUGCAGAGAUCAUCAGAAGAGACGGGACGGAGUUCCGGCGCAGCCUCACUGACGUCACCAAGGAGAGAGACACACUCGGCCAGUCCAAUACUCAUCUGAGAGAAGCUCUACGAAGUGCAGAAACAGAGAGGAUCAGUGUGAAACGCCAGUGUGAGGAGAAGGAGCAGAGGGUGGCUGUGCUGGAGGGAAACCUGUCCUCCACUCAGAAGGAGGUGACGGAGCUGCGCAGCUGCCUGAGGGAAGUCGAAAGGUCACGACUUGAAGCUCGGCGAGAACUCCAGGAGCUCCGCAGACAGCUGAAGGUUCUGGAUGCAGAGAAGGAGGAGAGAGGGAGGGAGGUGGCCGAGCUGCAGACUCGCCUGUCGCUGGAGGAGCAAAGAGAGGAGGAGAGAGGGAAAGAAGUUUUUAUCCACAAACAGAAGUUAACUGAAGCUGAAACAGCUCGAGACUCCCUCAAGAAAGAGCUCUCCUUGACUCAUAAGCGUCUGCUGGAGUCUGAGUCAGGAUGGCGAGGCUGUGAGAGAGAGCUGACGGCUCAGCUGCAGGAGGCGCGAGGCUGCGAGAAGAAGCUGCAGGAUGAAGCCAAGAACCUGGCCCUGCGCGCUGCGGCGGCUCAGGACUCUGCGGCUCAGAGCAGCCUGCAGCUGAGCGAGGCUCAGGGCCGACUGGCCGGCACCGAGGCCGAGCUGACCCGGGCCGAGGCCUCCAGGAGGGACUUGGAGUAUCGUCUGAGCAGCCUUCAGUCGGCGCUGACGCGGACGCUGACGCGGACGCUGGAGCCCGAGGGGGGGAGCGCCACAUCACCAGGCACUAUGUCGCGCCACCACAGCAUCUCACCUCUCAGGUCGUCACUGACGCCUCCGAAAGAGUUUCGAGGAAGCACUCCUGACAACACCUUGAGCUCAGUGUCUCCGGAGAGAGGGAACACACCGCUGCCUGGUCCUCAGCAUGAGCUGGACCCCGACACACUGCGAAGUGAUUUGAGGGACUUCCUGCUGGAGCUGCGUGAGGCUCAGAGAGAGAGGGAUGACGCUCAGUGCCAGCUGGGGGCCGUGCAGCGGGAGCUGGAGGAGCUGAGGCUGGAUCGAGACUCUGCUCUGGGUCGUCUCACUCACCUGCAAAACACCUGUCAGGAACACCAAGAAGGGAAGCGUGGACUGGACGAGCAUCUGACCACCACUCAGAUUUUGCUGCAGCAGCAGGAGGAGGCGGUGAGGAGAGGGGACAGAGAGAGGAGAGCUCUCAGCGACAGAGUGAAGGAUUUAGAGCGAGCGCUGCAGGCCUCUGAGCAGGAUAAAAAACAUACGCAGGAUCAGUUGAAUAAGCAGCGUGCGGCUGAGAUGCGUCUGGAGGCCGAGAGGCGUCGUCUGCGUGAGGCGCUGGAGGCAGCCGAGGCCCGAGCCACCAGGGUGGAGCUGGCGAGGCGAGGCCUGGAGGGGGAGCUGCAGAGACUCAAACUGAGUGUGGGGGACCGGGAGGCGGACAGCCAGGCCGCCUUGCAGCACCAUGAGGCUCUCCUGAAACAGGUGGCAGAAGGAGAAGCCCGUGUGUCUCUGCUGCAGAGAGAGGUGGAGAGGCUGAGCCAGGCUCUGCUCAAAGCUCAGGAAGGAGAGUCUUUACUCAAAGAGACGACCUCUUCCCUCAAAAAGACCCUCCUGGAGGCUUCAUCUUCUCACAGCAGCACACAGAGUCGCCUGAACGCUCUGCAGAAGACGCUGAGCGUGGCUGAGCAGGACAAAAGGCUUCUACAGGAGCGGAUGGAUGAAGCCCGGGCGGCACUAUCGGAGGGCAAAAGGAACGUGAUCAUCCUCACUGAGCGUGUGCAAAGUUUGCAGAGUGAGCUGGAACAGAGCAAGCUGAGGCGAGAAGAAGCGGAGGCCGAGCUCAACAACACUCAAAAGGCUCUUUGUCAGCGCUCUGUCGGUGUGGCAGAGGCUCAGCGCGGCGCCCAGUCGGCUCAGACAGAGCGGGCCGCAGUGGAGGAGCGGCUGCGUGGGCUGCAGCGAGCCGUGGCCAUGCUCGAGACCGAGAAAAAAGAUGCAGAGAGACAAGCUGUGAGGCUGGAGAAAGACAAGGACGCACUGAGGAACACACUGGAUAAGGUUGAGCGUCAGAAGCUGAAGACUGAGGAAGGCAGCAUGCGGCUCUCUGCGGAGAAAAGCCGCUUGGACCGCUCUCUGAACACCACUGAGCAGGAGCUGCAGGACGCACAGCAACAGAUCCUGAUGCUGCAGACUCAGCUGGCUGAGACGGAGCAGUCACAGAAUCUGUGUGAGAGUUUUGCGAGGCAGCGGGACGAGGCCCAGCGGGAGGCGGAGAGACUCAGGACGAGCUUCAGGGACGUGGAGCGCACGCUGGGCACCAGAGAGCGAGCUCACCGACACAGAGUGAAGGGUCUGGAGGAGCAGGUGUCCACCUUAAAGGAGCAGCUGCAGCAGGAGAUGAAACGGCGACAAACUUCUCUUCCUCCCUCCUUAUUGUCGGCAGGAAAGUGAGAUCCAGAAUAAUACCAGAAGCACCAGCACAUCACGUCCAGGGAAAAUCCACUAAUCACGAAUGUCUGAAAGCAAUGUUUACUCACUGAUACGAUCCUGAAAGUCUUCAUAAUCUACUGUUUAACUUGUUUUACUUUGUGACACUAUCAUUUCGAUGGUGAUUUAUUGAUAUUUUGUACAGUGAAAAACACUUUUACCAGUCGUGCAGCACACAUUCAGCUCAUGUCAGGCGAUGUGAUUCAGCAGCUGGGCUGAAAACGCCAGCCUUCCGAUGAUUACUGGCAACCAUCUGUACUUGAUCCUUGCCCAACGUCCUCCCAAACGUCCUGCUUUUAUUCAAGAAGAAAAACCAAACCACUGCAAAGGAGUCUCCUCCAGACACAAUCUGGAUGUAGUGCAGGAACAAAAGUCUGCCAGUUGUGCAGUUUGGCCUCAAUUUCUCCACAUUUAUAUUAACAGUCAAGGAGCAGCGAGGUCUACACUGUGUGCAAGGGCCAGGAAACAGAAUUAUGAAGGAGCUGCACUGUAUUUCCAUUGAGAAACAGGCACAUAUUUUUCGAUAGUUUUAUAACAAAAAAGGAGACCAUAAGGCACUACAUAUGAAGGUAUGCUUACAGUACAUGUUUCUAAAAGUUAAUAUUAGUUUUACUAGAUGUAUUCUUUGUACUUAUUGUAUAAAUGCUGACAGGCUGAUGAUGAAUAACAGCUAUAUGACUUAAAUAAACUCACCGUGUGCUCCAUCAUUCACGUCUUUCAGUGCUCUGAGCUUCCACCUCAGAUGAAAUUACAGCGAUGACUCAAUCACACACAUUGAACAGAUGUAGUAAAAAAAGUUUAUUUUUUUUCUCAGUCUUUAUAGUGACUGUUUUCUGACAGUUUUACAAAGUAGUAGUACAGAGGCCGUUUGUGAGAUGCCUUUUGAACGCACUUGUUGCCACUGAAGUAUUUGUUUGUAAGCUUGCUGCUCGGUUGCCAAGCACAGAUCCAGGUGGCAGUAGUACAAACACUGAGGUCUCUCAACACGCAUCUCAUGAUCUACCAUGGCUGGAUAUUCAUUCGUUUUUCUGAUGUCAGUGCACAGGGGCCCCCACUGAUGGGUUGCUCAUCAUGAGACUGCUUUUCCACACAA
This is a messenger RNA of Notothenia coriiceps (black rockcod), 7373 nucleotides long. RefSeq names its product ciliary rootlet coiled-coil, rootletin (gene crocc). The record is from RefSeq and is a predicted model, not a curated record. The transcript is spliced from 38 exons. Bases 206 to 6244 code for a protein of 2012 amino acids. NCBI's taxonomy places the organism in Eukaryota, Metazoa, Chordata, Actinopteri, Perciformes, Nototheniidae.